Glycine soja is the source of this 2655-nucleotide messenger RNA. RefSeq names its product leucine-rich repeat receptor-like protein kinase PXC1. The record is from RefSeq and is a predicted model, not a curated record. Gene Ontology annotation, molecular function: protein binding; ATP binding; protein kinase activity. The transcript is spliced from 2 exons. Bases 266 to 2437 code for a protein of 723 amino acids. Gene Ontology annotation, biological process: protein phosphorylation. NCBI's taxonomy places the organism in Eukaryota, Viridiplantae, Streptophyta, Magnoliopsida, Fabales, Fabaceae.
ACUAUUUAAAUUUCCUCUGGCGACAAAGUACAUUAGUACUGCAAGCAUAAGGGAACAAAGCAGCAGGCAGAAUCAAUCAAUCAAGAUUUCAAGAACCACAACAUUUUAUUUUAUUUUCUAAUUUCCCUUUAGCAUAAAAAGCCUAGCAAAAGAAAAAGCAUCCUCUUGUCACUGAUUCUAUUCUUAUGAAGAAGAGGACAACAGCAAUCAUAGACACUACCACCCACCCCUUCGACCUUCGAAAUCCCAUUACCUUUACCUCUCCAUGACCUAUAAUAACAACAGCUUCAACACUUUUCCUCAAUCACACACUCUCUCCAAUCAUAUUCUCAUUGCAUUUGCUAAUCCCAAAUCUGAAAUUUCUUUUAAAUUAAAAACACCACCAUCGUUCCCUCCCUUCCCACACCAUAACAUGAAACAGGUUUGUCUUUGUCUCAUAAUCCUGACACUGGCCUUGUGCUUGUGCAUCCUCUGUGUUUCUGCAGAGGCUGCAGGGCAGAACGAUACACUCGCACUUACCGAAUUCCGUCUCCAAACCGACACCCACGGCAACCUCCUCACCAACUGGACCGGCGCCGACGCCUGCUCCGCCGUAUGGCGCGGCAUCGAAUGCUCCCCAAACGGCAGGGUAGUGGGCCUCACCCUUCCUUCCCUCAACCUCCGCGGCCCAAUAGACUCCCUCUCCACACUAACCUACCUCCGUUUCCUCGACCUCCACGAAAACCGCUUAAACGGCACCGUUUCACCUCUCUUAAACUGCACAAGCCUGGAACUCCUCUACCUCUCCCGCAACGACUUCUCCGGCGAGAUUCCGCCGGAGAUAUCCUCCCUCCGCCUCCUCCUCCGCCUAGACAUCUCCGACAACAACAUCCGAGGCCCCAUCCCCACACAAUUUGCGAAACUAACCCACCUCCUCACGCUGAGGUUACAGAACAACGCCCUCUCCGGCCACGUCCCCGACCUUUCCGCUUCCCUCCAAAACCUCACCGAACUCAACGUCACCAAUAACGAACUCCGCGGCCACGUCUCCGAUUCCAUGCUCACCAAAUUCGGCAAUGCGAGCUUCUCCGGAAACCACGCCCUCUGCGGGUCCACCCCGCUACCUAAAUGCUCCGAAACAGAGCCAGGCACAGAGACUACAAUAACCGUCCCUGCAAAACCGAGCUCGUUCCCGCAAACAAGUAGUGUAACCGUUCCCGACACUCCGAGAAAGAAAGGAUUGAGCGCCGGUGUAAUUGUGGCGAUCGUGGUGGCGGUUUGCGUGGCGGUGCUGGUGGCGACGUCGUUCGUGGUGGCGCAUUGUUGCGCCAGAGGUUCCACCUCUGGCUCGGUGGUGGGGAGCGAGAGUGCCAAGAGGAAGAGUGGGAGUAGCAGUGGGAGCGAGAAGAAGGUGUAUGGGAACGGUGAAAACUUGGAUAGAGACAGCGAUGGGACCAAUACUGAGACGGAAAGAAGCAAGCUUGUGUUUUUCGAUAGGAGGAACCAGUUUGAGUUGGAGGAUCUGCUUCGAGCUUCGGCGGAGAUGCUCGGAAAAGGAAGCUUGGGGACUGUUUACAGAGCGGUGCUCGAUGACGGCUGCACCGUGGCUGUGAAGAGACUCAAAGACGCUAACCCCUGCGAGAGAAAUGAGUUUGAACAGUACAUGGAUGUUGUAGGGAAGCUCAAGCACCCCAACAUUGUUAGACUCAGAGCUUAUUAUUACGCUAAGGAAGAAAAGCUUCUUGUCUAUGAUUAUCUCCCCAAUGGAAGCUUGCAUGCUCUUCUUCAUGGGAACCGGGGACCAGGAAGGAUUCCGUUAGAUUGGACCACAAGAAUAAGUUUGGUGUUAGGUGCGGCUAGAGGGUUGGCACGGAUUCACGCAUCAAAAAUACCUCACGGGAACGUGAAAUCUUCCAACGUGCUUCUCGAUAAGAACAGCGUCGCUUUAAUCUCUGACUUUGGGUUAUCAUUGAUGUUAAACCCCGUUCAUGCGAUUGCGAGGAUGGGAGGGUACAGGACGCCGGAGCAAGUUGAAGUGAAGAGGCUGUCUCAAGAAGCCGACGUGUACGGUUUCGGGGUGCUGCUGUUGGAGGUUCUGACGGGGAGGGCUCCGUCGACGCAGUACCCAUCUCCGGCGCGGCCGCGUGUGGAGGAGCUGGCUGAGGUGGAUCUUCCGAAGUGGGUGAAGUCGGUGGUGAAAGAAGAGUGGACUUCGGAGGUGUUUGACCAGGAGUUGCUGAGGUACAAGAACAUUGAGGAUGAGUUGGUGGCGAUGCUGCACGUGGGGAUGGCGUGCGUGGCGGCGCAGCCGGAGAAGAGGCCGUGUAUGUUGGAGGUUGUGAAAAUGAUUGAGGAGAUAAGGGUGGUGGAACAGUCGCCGCUCGGAGAUGAUUAUGAUGAGGCUCGCUCGCGCACUUCGUUUUCUCCUUCACUUGCUACCACCCAAGACAUCCAAUGACCACUAACUUGUGUCAUGCAUGGAUGCUCCUCAUUUUUGGUUCCAUUGUCUUCCUGGGUAUUAUUACUCUUGUUAGCUCUUUAAUUAAAUUGUGUUAGUUCUUUUUUCUUUGUAAAAAAUUUUGAGCUUUGUGAAAAAGUAUUGAUGUUGUUGCCCUUGUCUUGAGAUAUAAAACAACGAUCUCUUAAAACCAUGGGCAUGGCCCGAGUUUGUGUUUA